Molecule: messenger RNA, 849 nt
Organism: Prunus mume (Japanese apricot)
Lineage: Eukaryota; Viridiplantae; Streptophyta; Magnoliopsida; Rosales; Rosaceae
Product: putative glutathione S-transferase parC
Biological process (GO): glutathione metabolic process
Cellular component (GO): cytoplasm
Molecular function (GO): glutathione transferase activity
Source: RefSeq, a predicted model, not a curated record
AUUCAAAUCUUGCCGAAGUUGUUUCUUCCUUUGAGGCUGUGUAGUUGGUUUUGGGCAGAGAACAAAGUCAAGAAUUCUAUUCAUUAUAGAGAAUUGAAAGAGAAGUACCAAAAGGCAAGCAGAGACUCUCAAGAGGUAGCUAGCAAUGGCAGACGAAGUGGUUUUAUUGGAUUUCUGGCCAAGCCCAUUUGGGAUGAGAGUGAGGAUCGCCUUGGCGGAGAAGGGCAUCGACUAUGAACCCAGGGAAGAAGAUUUGAGCAACAAGAGCCCUCUGCUUCUCAAGAUGAACCCGGUUCACAAGCAAAUCCCAGUCUUGAUCCACAAGGGAAGACCCGUAUGCGAAUCCCUCAUCAUUGUUCAAUACAUUGAUGAGGUUUGGAGUCACAAAGCUCCUCUGCUGCCUUCUGAUCCUUAUCAUAGAGCCCAUGCCAGGUUCUGGGCUGACUAUGUUGACAAGAAGAUUUAUUCUACAGGAAAGUUGGUGUGGGGAACAAGAGGUGAAAUCCAAGAAGCAGCAAAGAAGGAACUGAUAGAGUGCUUCAGGCUGCUGGAAAAUGAGUUGGGAGACAAGACCUACUUUGGGGGUGAGACCUUUGGCAUAGUUGACGUGGCACUUAUCCCUUUCUAUAGCUGGUUCUAUGCGCUAGAGACCUGUGGAAACCUGUGCAUGGUGAAGGAGUGUCCAAGGCUUGUGGCUUGGGCUAAGAGGUGCAUGCAGAGGGAGAGUGUGUCCAAGUCUCUGCCUGAUCAGUACAAAAUGUAUGACUUCCUUUUGGAGCUUAGGAAAAAGUUUGAGAUUCAUAGCUAAGAGAGUAUAUAUAUAUAUAUAUAUAUAUAUAGGAAUAAAUG